UCGACUUAGCAUGAAGUCACUAUUUUACACGAAAAAGCGGAAAUUUUGAUCUCAGCUGCUUCACAUGUUUCUUAGGCUAAUAAAAUGACUUGACACAAGUAUUAGAACUUUCGGCCUUGUAUGUACGUAUGUUGACUCGUGAUUUGGGAAUUGCAUCUGUAAUAGAUAUUAUAUACUUGUAUAAGUAUAUGAAUCCAUGUACAAAUAUAUGGCUGGUGUGGAUAGCUUAACCGCAAUACGGGCCAUCCUGCGUCAGUAGAUCACGAUGAAUGCUUCACGUUGGUUGUACGCUUUCCGCUGUCACAUUAGAAUACCAAGAAAAACGUGAGGUUUUCGAUAAGCCUGUUACUUACACCUGAAAUUCUUCAGAUGUAAUGAAUUAUUCGAUCCUGAGAACCAAGGAUGUCAAAACGGCUCAGCUUCUAUGGUCUGGUAGGCCUGGCGUCCCUUUGCAUCUUCUUCUUAGCAUUUAAUCAACGCUACAGCAGCUAUCUCGAGCAUCGACUGCAGCCGGUGAUAUCGGAUGUUGAGAUAAGGCCCCAUAUCAUCAGAAUUCAAGAUCCAGUAACGGCAUAUUUUAGAGGAUCCAUAGAAAAUAUCACACUGUCUGAAAUACAAGAAGUUGUGGAUCAACAGAGGAAUGCGAUUGAAAAUGAGAUGGAAGAUUAUAAAUAUCCAAAUGGAAAAUACGGAGUGAAUGUUAGUAAAUUGGAGGAUUUAGUGUUAGAAAAAGGAGGAAGACCAAUGAGAAGCAUAAUUCUGACAAGCUGGCGAAGCGGAAGUACAUUCCUUGGCGAUGUCGUAAACGCACAUCCAGCAAAUUUUUAUCAUUACGAACCUCUGCUUGAUUUUGGAAUUGUACAAAUCAGAGGUCCACCGCUCGCUGACAAAGCCCUUAAAAACCUUGAGUCUCUGCUAAGAUGCGAUUACUUUAAUCUUGAUCGUUAUUUGGAUUAUGGUAAAACACAUUCCUGGGUCUUUAAUCACAAUAAUCGUUUAUGGAAGCAGUGUCAAAUACAUAAAAAGAUCUGUUGGGAUCCACGUUUCGUUUCGAAAUUUUGCAAACUGUUUCCUUUUCAAUCAAUGAAGAUCGUUCGCUUGAGACUAAGAGCCGCGGAAAAGCUUCUCAAGCAAGAAGAUUUAGGAGUACGAUUAGUUCUAUUGAUCCGUGAUCCAAGAGGAAUUUUACAAUCAAGGAAACAUCGGGAAUGGUGUCCCACUAACCCGGAUUGCUCGGAUCCAGCGUUAGUAUGUGCUGACAUGGUCUCAGAUUUCAGUGCUGCCGUGCGGUUAAUAAAAAAAUAUCCACAUACUUUUAGGGUGGUACGUUACGAGGAUUUAUCCGUCGAUCCCUACAAACACGUGAAGGAACUGUACAAUUUUUAUGGUUUAGAUUUUCAUAUUAAUGUAAAAAAAUUUUUGGACACUCAUACAAAAAACGACGUCGGUGGGGUGUCUAGUACCUUUAGAAAUUCAAAGGUAGCCCCCUUUCAUUGGCGUACGGAUCUUGAUUUUGAGGAAGUCGACGAGAUACAAAGGGUUUGCGCAGCUGCUAUGCGCCUAUGGGGAUACGUAAUGGCGUCGAAUUCUAGUCAUCAAAAGGAGUUCGAUCCGCUUACGGCAUAUCAAUUAAAAUUGUGACACGUGUCGUAGCACUAACUGUGUAGUGUCUCGACGUAAAUGUAGAUUAAUUCCUAGCUUACCAGCACAGAUACUGAACUUAUCACAAGUGCCCGAAAUUCAUA
This is a messenger RNA of Osmia lignaria (orchard mason bee), 1745 nucleotides long. Its product is annotated as carbohydrate sulfotransferase 4. Gene Ontology annotation, molecular function: N-acetylglucosamine 6-O-sulfotransferase activity. Gene Ontology annotation, biological process: sulfur compound metabolic process; N-acetylglucosamine metabolic process. Lineage: Eukaryota; Metazoa; Arthropoda; Insecta; Hymenoptera; Megachilidae. The record is from RefSeq and is a predicted model, not a curated record.